AUGAGCUACAAUGAUUAUGACAAUGAUGGCUACUACGACGCCUACGACGAUGAAUAUUCUACACGUUCUCGCAAGCCAACCAAUUACAGCUUAGGCGUCCCCUCCUACAAUCCCCGCUACAAAGGAUCUAAUUACCGCGAAGAGCCAAUCAAAUUGAGUGCAGAAAAUGACCACGUCAUUAUCCUUGGCUUUGAGGAUUACUGGACUGAAGAUGACCUGAGGCUUGCUAUCGAGACCCUUGGUGGUAGCGUUGAAACCACUACAAUCAUCAAGGAGAAAGGCACUGGUAUCAGCCGUGGUUUCGGUUUCGCUAAAUUCACUUCCACCGCACAUGCCUCCGCUUUCGUCAAACCCCGUUUCCCCAGUUUCCAGUUGCCUGGUUCUGCCCUCACACAGAAGAUCGACUUUAGUGCUUCUGCUCAAGCUAACGAACAGCGGCGGACAGGUCACAACAAAAACGACGGUACCCGCGAUAUUGGUAAUGUUCCCAGUCGUAUCGUACUACUCCGCGGUCUAGACGCCGACAGCACCGAGUUUGAUGUCGAGUAUGCCCUCAAAUGCGCACAAGCCAAGCCUAAACGCGUUGCAUUGAUACGCGAUCGCGAGAAUGACCUUAGCUUUGGCUUCGCUUUUGCAGAAUUCCCAAACGUUGCCGCUGCUCAGGCAUUUAUUGCUAAAACCCUUUCUCCUGAUGUCUACCCAAUCGGGUUCAGAAUACAGGAUAAAUUGGUAGCAUGUACUUUCGCACUCGAGUUGAGUCUUUCAGGCUUAGAGGCACCUAAAGGUCUCAAUGAUGGUAUUCGCUAUUGGGACGGCACCGGGAAGCCGUGGAUAAUAGAUUGCGAUGAGGGCUGGCUCGAAGCUGCGCAGAAAACAAAGAAGAAACAGAAAGUAGACAACGGUACUAGAGGCGUCUUGCACGGCUUGGUACCUCAAGGCCCGCCAUCUAAAGCAGAGCAGAGCAAGAAACCAAAGGCAUUGAGCAAGACUUCGACAGGCCCCAUUAAGAUUGGAAUAGGUGGUGGCGCUGCGAGUGCUCUGGCAUCUGGUUCGGCUACUCCGGCUGCAUCUGCUACGUCUGCUCCGUCUACUGCUGCCCCUCAACACAACCCAGGCAAGCCGAAACACAUCUCUAUAUUGGGACAGGAUGAGUCAGACGAUGAUGAUGUUAGUGGUGUCGAUCCGACCGCUCCUGACGAUAAGUCAAAGAAAACAAUUCCGCAACUAGCUACCAAUAAGAAAACUGCGUCUAAAAUCAAUCUAUGGAAUCAAAAGCAGGGGGAGUUGAGAACGACAAUGAAUGAAAGUGGUGAUGAGACGAAGGCGACGGGUGAGAAUAGAGCAGCAGCAAAUGGACCUGAAGCCGACGCACCAGCGGUCAAUGCAACUCCAGCAUCCAAAGACAGCAAUGAAUUAACAAGCUUUGAUUAUUCAGAUACGUCCAAAAUGGCUUGUUUACUCUGUCAGCGUCAGUUUAAAGCUUUAGAUAUACUGCGCAAGCACACUGCACAGUCCGAUCUGCACAAGAACAACCUCAAGAAUGAGCAAGCGUGCGAAGCGGGCAAGCAGCGUAAAUGGACAAUCAGCCCCAAGUACACUGACAGGGCAGUGAAGCGUCGUGAAGUAUACGGCCAGCCUGAUAACCCAGUUGGAGGGCCAAACAAAAAGAGGAAGAGUGAGGGCGUAGACGUGAGUGCGGCUGGACCAAGUGAAGAAGCAGUGGAUAAGGGAAAGAAUCUGCUCGAGAAGAUGGGAUGGAAUCAAGGAGCGGGAUUGGGGAAUAAGAAUGAUGGGAUAGUCAACCCAGUUGAGAGUCUCAUCUAUGAAGGUAAAGCGGGUCUGGGGGCGAGUAAGGGCAAGGAUAUUGGAUAUGCUGGUAGGGGAUAUCUAGAGAAUGCUAGAGUAGCAGCGAAAGAGAGGUAUGAAGAUGAUAAGUCGUAA
Wallemia ichthyophaga EXF-994 is the source of this 1941-nucleotide messenger RNA. Its product is annotated as RNA-binding protein 5. The record is from RefSeq and is a predicted model, not a curated record. Gene Ontology annotation, molecular function: RNA binding. Bases 1 to 1941 code for a protein of 646 amino acids. NCBI's taxonomy places the organism in Eukaryota, Fungi, Basidiomycota, Wallemiomycetes, Wallemiales, Wallemiaceae. Gene Ontology annotation, cellular component: nucleus. Gene Ontology annotation, biological process: mRNA splicing, via spliceosome. The transcript is spliced from 8 exons.